This is a messenger RNA of Pedinophyceae sp. YPF-701, 759 nucleotides long. The record is from the annotation of a GenBank genome assembly. NCBI's taxonomy places the organism in Eukaryota, Viridiplantae, Chlorophyta, Pedinophyceae.
AUGCAGGCUGCCCGGCUCCCCACCCCGUCCGCGUCCCUGGGCGCUCGGCUCUCGGCGCGUGCGUCCCGCGCGACGUCGGCCGCGGGCCGGCCUGCGCCUCGCCGCUCCCUCGUGGCCCGCGCCGAGGCCUCGCGGGCCCCCGGCGAGCCAGCGCCGUGGUCGGAGCCUGGGUACCUUGAUGCUGUAGUCUCCGCGCUACCCGACGCGCAGCAGCAGGCCGUCGUGGCGGGGAUCUUCGCGGGGCUCGGGCUCGGCACGUACGUCACGCUCACGCAGGUCGUGCCGGUGCUCGAGCAGGCGUUUGGCGGGAACACGCUGUACCAGCUGAACGCUGCCAGCCAGCCUUGGAUCCUUGGGCUGACGUUCAUGGCCGCAGGCUACGCCCACUUCGGUCUCCAGCAGGGCUUCCUCGACAUGAUGCCCCACCAGGGCGCGUUCGGCGGCCUCUGGCAGCUCCCGGGGAGCGACAAGUUUCACGUGGAGUGGACGGGCGUUGCCGAGCUGGUCGGCGGCGCCGGACUGCUGCUGGGAGCGAUCGACCGCACCUUCUCGCUCGGGCUGCUGCCGACGUGGGUCGAGCCCGCGGCGGCGCUGGGGCUCUUUUUCCUAGUCAUCGCUGUUUCGCCGGCAAACAUCUACAUGUACACAAACAACGCGCCAGGGCCGGUGCCGGAGGUGAUUCCGCCGGCGGGGCACUUCGUGCGGUUCCUCCUGCAGAUCGCGCUGCUGAGCGUGCUGUGGGGCCUCGCGAAGUUCUAG